Molecule: messenger RNA, 2554 nt
Organism: Atta colombica
Lineage: Eukaryota; Metazoa; Arthropoda; Insecta; Hymenoptera; Formicidae
Gene: spas
Product: spastin
Exons: 7
Coding region: 392-2545 (717 amino acids)
Cellular component (GO): microtubule cytoskeleton
Molecular function (GO): ATP hydrolysis activity; microtubule severing ATPase activity; ATP binding
Source: RefSeq, a predicted model, not a curated record
AGCAUCGAGGAAGCGGGUGAAAACAAGCGAUGCUCAAGCUGAAUGAAGGCUCGUGUCGCGUGCCUUUGUUGAUUGCCGCUGUUUCUCGAGAGGGGGAAGCGCGUGAGAUCGAUUCGUUCCCAGCUUUUCGUUCUCGGCUUUUCUUCCAAGAGAUACCUCCCAAGUCUUACGCGUUAGUCGCGUAAGACGUAACAGAACGUGCAUCUCCGCGAACAGGCGUCUCUUGCCUGUCACUCUCAAUUCUAAUAAUCGCGCCGGCGCGAUUAUUCGAGCGACGACGAUGUAGACAUCCUCGACCGCCGUUUGCGGGGAUGUCGACUUCGGCACGACCACUCGUGAAUAUCACGUCGACGACCACCGCAAACAUACGGAAUCUUAUCUUUCUUAGGAGAUGUCUUGCAGCGAUGGCGCGCGACCGACCCGUAAGUUCGGCACAAAGUCGCCGAAGAAGUUGUGCGUGACCAAGAGCGAGAACGGCGACAAAACGACGACGACCAUCAGCUGUAUCGGCCAUCGUCACAAUCAUCACUAUCAUCACGGGCAUCAUCGCUUCCUAGACGGCUCCUCGCAGCCCUCGGUACACAAGCGCAAUCUCUACAUUGUCUCCUUUCCCCUGAUACUACUGUUCAAUGUGCUGCGCACUCUGCUGUAUCAGUUGUUUGUAGUGUUCAAGUAUCUGUAUACCUCCACGUCUCAGCUGAUACAGCGUAGACAGACAUCCAAACAAGCUUGUCAAUUGGAGAUUGUUGUGGGACAAAAGCCAACAGAUGGGCGUUUGAUCAAUGGUAAUCGGAUAGAAGGCGAGGCCAUGUCGCAAGUACCUAGACGUCCUAUCGGGCCAGGACCCGGAGAUCCAUUGCUAGCUAAGCAAAAGCACCAUCAUCGCAGAGCCUUUGAAUUUAUUAGCAAAGCACUCAAAAUCGAUGAGGAUAAUGAGGGACAAAAGGAAAUGGCGAUAGAAUUGUACAAAAAGGGAAUUGGAGAAUUGGAGAAAGGAAUAGCUGUAGAAUGCACUGGUGGACACGGCGAAGUAUGGGAGCAUGCGCAAAGACUUCACGACAAGAUGUGUACGAAUCUGGCAAUGGCAAAAGACAGACUUGAUUUCCUUGUGAGUGUGCGUGAGCUGAGAAAGCUGGGUAUCAACAAUAAUAUCAACAAUCGCGCACCUGGAAAUAAAACGGACGGCGAACAUCCGGGAAAGCAUCUGAGGGCUCGCCGCAACACGCACACUUUUCAAAACGCUCGAUCUUCACCCAACAUUAAUCAUAAUAAGAACACAAACAAUAUACACACGACAAUUAACGCUGGACAGACUAUGUGUACCCAGAUUCCCAAGUUAAGGCCACGUUCACCAAAAAACUGUUUCGCUCAUACUAUUGAAGCAUCUGGUAGGAAACUAUCAGUCCCUGGUAAACGAAUAAUAGGAACACCCCUAAGUAAGAGCCAGACAUUGCCUCGAAGUAUGGGUAGAUCGAUGCCUAUUCAACCUUGCCACAGAACCAUGCCUAUCAAACCGUCCUCCACACCACCCUCUGUAAAAAGACAAUUGUCUGUACCGGGCAACGGUUCACCUAUAAGACGUCCAGGAACACCGACCACUUCGAACAGUAACAGGAGUACGCCAACGAGAAAAGUACCUAUUUUAAAAGGCGUAGAUCCAAAACUCGCGCAAGUGAUUCUCGAUGAGAUCUUGGAAGGAGGAGCAUCAGUGCAAUGGGAAGACAUUGCUGGCCAAGAGACCGCAAAGCAGGCUUUACAAGAGAUGGUAAUCCUACCAUCGCUAAGACCUGAGCUAUUUACCGGUCUGCGAACACCCGCGAGAGGAUUAUUAUUGUUUGGGCCACCGGGAAACGGAAAGACAUUGUUGGCACGCGCUGUUGCGACUCAAUGCAACGCAACAUUUUUUUCGAUUUCUGCAGCUAGUCUCACGUCAAAAUAUGUUGGAGAAGGUGAAAAAUUAGUGAGAGCUCUAUUUGCCAUUGCUCGGGAAUUUCAACCCUCUGUUAUUUUCAUCGAUGAAGUAGAUUCAUUAUUGAGCGAGCGUAAAGAUAACGAGCACGAAGCUUCGAGGAGGCUAAAAACAGAAUUCUUAGUCGAAUUUGACGGUUUGCCAUGCAAUCCGGAAGAAAGAGUACUCGUUAUGGCUGCUACAAAUAGACCGCAAGAAUUAGAUGAGGCUGCAUUAAGGCGAUUCACAAAACGCGUGUAUGUUACGUUACCUGAUUCACAGACGAGGAUUGUGUUACUCCGAAGACUCUUGGCCAAACACAAUGAUCCAUUAACGCUCGAAGAGUUGAAUGAGAUGGCAGUUUUGACGGAAGGAUACUCGGGAAGCGAUUUGACUGGACUAGCUAAAGACGCAGCACUUGGGCCUAUUAGAGAAUUGAAUCCAGAUCAGGUGAAAGAAUUGGAUCUUAAUUCCGUUCGUAAUAUCACAAUGCAAGAUUUCCGUGAUUCUCUAAAGAGAAUUCGUAGAUCCGUUUCACCGGCAAGUCUAGCUGCCUAUGAGAAAUGGAACUUUGAGUAUGGAGAUGUGAGUCUUUGAUUUGAAAUA